Messenger RNA from Pocillopora damicornis (cauliflower coral), 2469 nucleotides. RefSeq names its product ATP-binding cassette sub-family F member 1. The record is from RefSeq and is a predicted model, not a curated record. Gene Ontology annotation, molecular function: ATP hydrolysis activity; ATP binding. Lineage: Eukaryota; Metazoa; Cnidaria; Anthozoa; Scleractinia; Pocilloporidae.
UAUAUUUCCACCGGUAUCCUCUGACGGUGUAAUAGAACGGUCUGGCCGAGGCAAGUAGAAGUGUCUAUGUCAAUUAUCGAGAUUAACAGACUCUGUAUCAUUUCGAAAUGGUGAAAAAGAAAGGGCAAAAGAGCACACAGAGUAAGAAAAAACUGGAUCUUGCAGCCGCGGUAGAGGCGGCUGAACAGGAAGAAGAGGAAACCGAUCUAUCUAAUUUGAACUUAAACGAUGAUGAUGACUCACUCGCUGCAUCAGCAGGAAAACGUAAAAAUGGAGAACCGAUUUCCACUGAAACUGGUACACGAGAUGAUGAAGAAGGAGAAUCUGUUCUCAUGAAUUAUAAUCCACCUGAAGAAGGUCCUACAUGCGCGGAUACAGAGGAUUCAGUAGAUGUACAACAACUAAGCAAGAAGGAGAAGAGAAAGCUUAAAAAGAAGGCAAAGUUUGAGAGUGAGACACAAGAAGUGGCAGGAUCCCAAUUUUCUGUAUCACAGCAAGAGUCUUCUGCUGCUAAAACUUCUCUUCUUGAAAAUGCUCUAGACAUCAAGGUGGAGAAGUUCAGUAUUUCUGCCCGCGGUAAAGAUCUCUUUGUUAAUGCAAAUCUUAACAUUACUGCUGGUCGGCGUUAUGGUUUAGUUGGACCAAAUGGUAUGGGAAAGACAACCCUCUUAACACAUAUUGCAGCCAGAAAGCUUGCUAUCCCAUCCAAUAUUGAUGUCCUACUCUGUGAACAAGAUGUUGAAGCCAGCGAGUCGCCUGCCUUUGAUGUGGUCCUAAAGGCAGACAAGAAAAGAUUGCAGCUUCUAGAGGAGGAGGCUCACCUUGUUGCUUUAAGUGAAAAUGGAGACGAAGCUGCUACAGAGAAACUAAAGGAGGUUUAUGUUGAAUUAGAAGCUAUUGGUGCAGCCUCUGCUGAAUCAAGGGUGCGAAGAAUCUUGGCUGGUCUGGGAUUUACGACUGAAAUGCAGCAGAGGCCUGUCAAUCAUUUCUCUGGAGGAUGGAGGAUGAGAGUGUCCCUAGCAAGAGCUCUCUUUAUGGAACCAACUCUUCUCAUGCUGGAUGAACCUACAAACCAUUUGGACUUGAAUGCUGUUAUUUGGUUAGACAACUACCUACAGAACUGGAAGAAGACUCUGUUAGUUGUGUCUCACGAUCAGUACUUUCUGGACAGUGUUUGUACUGAUAUCAUUCAUUUAGAUCAACAAAAACUUUACUAUUACAGAGGAAACUAUGACCAAUUCAAGAAGAUGUACGUACAAAAAGUUAAAGAACAGGAAAAAGCAUACAACAAACAGCAAAAGCAAAUCAAGGAUCUGAAGGCUUCUGGUCAAUCUAGAAAGCAAGCAGAGGAGAAAACAAAAGCAGCUCAAGGAAGAAAAAACAAGAAAGGGGGCAAGAAAGACAUGGAAGAGGAUGAUAUUGAACAGAUGGAACUUAUCAAAAAACCUAAGGAGUAUGUGGUGAAAUUCUCUUUUCCUUCACCACCACCUCUCAAUCCACCUAUCCUGGGAUUAAAAUCUGUGACGUUUGGAUAUUCCAAUCAACCAAAGUUGUUUAAUGAUCUGGAUUUUGGUAUUGACAUGAAGUCUAGAGUUGCUAUUGUUGGAAAUAAUGGAGUUGGUAAAAGUACAUUCUUGAAGCUUUUGAUUGGUGAACUUGAACCGGCAAAAGGUGAUAUUGUACGGAACCACAGGCUUCGCAUUGGAUCUUACAACCAGCAUUCUGCUGAUCAGCUGAGUAUGGAUGACUCUCCAGUAGAAUAUCUCCAGAGGAAAUAUGACCUUGAUUAUCAGACAGCAAGGAAACAUCUGGGAAGGUUUGGAUUAGUGAGUCAUGCACAUACCAUAAGAACCAAAGAUUUAUCAGGUGGUCAGAAGUCACGUGUGGCUUUCGCAGACUUGGCACUUAGUAACCCUGAUGUAAUUGUACUGGAUGAACCCACAAAUAACUUGGACAUAGAAUCCAUCGAUGCUCUUGCCGAUGCUAUUAAUGAGUUUACCGGAGGUGUUAUAUUGGUAAGUCACGAUGCUCGUCUGAUCCUGGAGACCUCUUGCCAACUCUGGGUGGUUGAAAAUCAGGAAAUUACUGAGGUCGAUGGCGAUUUUGAUGAUUACAGACAAGAAAUAUUAGAGAAACUUGGCGAGGAGGUGGUUGCCAAGUCUGCUUAAAUUAAUGAAACCCGAUUUAUUUAAGUUACGGACCGCUGGACAGAGAAAAGUUAGUCAUCAUAAGAGAGGAUUCAUAUUAGUGAUUAUUACUAUUAUCAUUAUCAUUAUUAUUAUUAUUGAAGUGAAGAGGGCAUUUCCAAUAAACAUUUCUCCGACAAUCGAUAACCGAGCUAUUCUCACUAACUAAUAAUCUGCAUAAACAAAUAUGAAAAAACCGUCAUAAAAAAUGCUGAAUCCUUUGGCUGUGAUAGCUGUAAGUAAUACUAGUAAUAAAAAAGGGUUGACUUUGUUUUAGGUUUAA